This is a messenger RNA of Monoraphidium neglectum, 1842 nucleotides long. Its product is annotated as protein CWC15. Gene Ontology annotation, biological process: lipid metabolic process; mRNA cis splicing, via spliceosome. The record is from RefSeq and is a predicted model, not a curated record. The annotation marks the transcript as partial. The transcript has 11 exons. Gene Ontology annotation, molecular function: RNA binding. Lineage: Eukaryota; Viridiplantae; Chlorophyta; Chlorophyceae; Sphaeropleales; Selenastraceae. Gene Ontology annotation, cellular component: catalytic step 2 spliceosome.
AUGAAGUUCAGGGGCCAGGGUCAGGCGGGCGCAGCUGAUCUGGAGGGGAAGGACCUGAAGGCCGAGCUUGAGGCUAAGGAGCGGGAGCACAUCCGCAAGACCAAGGGCGUCAAUUUUGAGGAGGUGCGCAAGCAGGACCUGGAGCUGCUUGAGGCGGCCAGCGGCCCCGACGACGCCGGCGGCGGCGGCGGGGCUCGCACCCUCGUCCCGCGCGCGCAGGACGCGGACGAUGCAGAUGCGGACGACGGCGACGACAGCAGCAGCAGCGAUGACGACGACGACGACGAGGAUGACGAGGCCGAGCUGAUGGCAGAGCUGGAGCGCAUCCGCGCAGAGCGCGCCGCAGAGGCCGAGCGGCGCGCGGCGGAGGAGGAGGCGCGGCGCGAGAAGGAGAAGGAGGAGGCGCUUCGCACCGGCAACCCGCUGCUGGCGAUGGCGGGCGGCGCGGGCGGCGCCGGCGGGAGCGUGGACUUUGGGGUCAAGCGCAGGUGGGACGAGGAUGUCGUUUUCAAGAACACGACGCGCGGCGAGGUCAAGGCCCCGCGACGCUUCAUCAACGACACCGUCAGAUCUGACUUUCACAAGAGCACGAUCUGCAGCGGCGGCCUGCUGAUCAACGGCUUUUUCGACAAGGGCCACCUUGACAAGCUGCAGAACGCGUUUGUGAUGUCUCUGCUCUCCAGCGACACCUACCCGGCCACCAUCCUGCCCGGCCAGACAAACGCCAAGUACAACACCCUCCGAUACGAGUCCGCCGUCCGCACGCGCUGGGAGGCCCUCGGCGCGCGCGGCGUCGCUUUUGUGGACGACCACGAGGACCACCUCGAGGCCCACGCAGUGGUGGUCGCGACCCCGACAGACGUCUUCAUCGCGUUCAGGGGCACGUCCACGACGGAGGGGUGGAGCUCCAACGUGAAGGUCCGGCCCGCGAAAAUCACGGCCGGGCGCGACGGCCGCGGGCCGGUGCUGCAGGUUCACGGUGGCUUCAUGAGGUCCUUCGCGGCGAUCUACGCUGACGUGGCGCUGGCCGUCGCCAGGGCGUUGGACGAGGUCGUGGACGCGCCGUCCGAGGCGCGCGUGUUCAUAUCUGGCCACUCCAUGGGCGGCGCGCAUGCGAUGCUGGCGGCGUUGGCGCUUGCAGACAAUGGCGCACGCAUCGGCGGUGUGUGGACGUUUUCUGCGCCCAAGACUGGAAACGACGCGUUCGUGCAGGAGUACAUGCGCCGGUUUGGGAGCGUGACCUUCCGUUGGAUCAACGGCCUGGACAUAGUGCCCACCCUGCCGCCAGACAUCCCGCGUGUUGAGUCGUACCGGCAGCUGCCUGCCAACACCACUCUGUGGCGGACCAUCGGCGGCCAGUGUGUCAAGGCGACUGGGGAGCUGCUGCUCGGCUGCCCGCCAGGCUAUGGCCGAUCCAAGGAGAAAGAAACGCCAAAGGGGCGGAAGGGCAGCAAGCAGCCACUCAAGGAGCAGGAGCAGGAGCGGCUGCAAAGGGAACGCCUCAGACAGCAGCAGGAAGUCGAGGAAAGGCAAAAGAGGGAGCAGGCGGAGCAGCAGCAGCAGCAGCAGCAGCAGCAGCAGCAGCAGCAGCAGCAGCAGCAGCAGCAGCAGCAGCAGCAGCAGCAGCAGCAGCAGCAGGAGGGCCAAAACCCUGGCGGGCAGGCGGCAUCCAGCGCCGCCAAGUACAAGAAAGCCAAGCCUAAGAAGCAAACGUGGAAGCCGCGGGAGGAGCGCUGCACCUACACCAUUGCAGACCACCGGCUGUACAAGGCGCUUGCAGCGCUGGGCGGCUGCGUGUCCAAGCAGGCGGAGGCUGCGAAUAACGCGUGCUCCGUUGCAGUG